This is a messenger RNA of Hibiscus syriacus, 345 nucleotides long. Its product is annotated as serine/arginine-rich splicing factor SC35-like. The record is from RefSeq and is a predicted model, not a curated record. NCBI's taxonomy places the organism in Eukaryota, Viridiplantae, Streptophyta, Magnoliopsida, Malvales, Malvaceae. Gene Ontology annotation, molecular function: RNA binding. The transcript has a single exon. Bases 1 to 345 code for a protein of 114 amino acids.
AUGGGUACCGUCACUCUGUUCGUGGACAAUCUACCUGAGGCAAUCCAUUGGAAGGGAUUAUGGCAUGUUGUAGGAAGACAAGGAGAGGAACAUAGUGUUUUCAUUGCUAGGAAACGGAGUCGUGCAGGUACAAGGUUUUCAUUUGUAAGAGUUGGGAACGAGAUGGAGGCAGCGAGGAUUAUUGAAAGAUUGAAUGGGCUCAAAAUAUUUGGCAAGCGGAUUUCAGUGAAGUUAGCUAAGUAUAGUAUAAGAGAUUCGAAGGAAAAAUCUGUGAGAAGAAAGAUGGUAUGGAAUCCAAAAAAAGGAUGCUUCUAUGCUGGUGGAGAAAGCCCAAGGGGAGAUUAA